GACUGUGGUCUCUGAGCUACGAGCAGGAGCUCACCACGCCGCUGCACAUCACAGCCAGCCGGGGCUACACCCUCGGCUUCGGUGCUGACCCCGAGGCUGUCUCCGAGGAUGGCUACAAGCCCCUGCACCUCUGCAAGAGCCCAGACUCCAUCGAGUGUGCCCAGCAGCUGCUGCAGCAUGGCGCCAGCGUGAACAGUCGGACAGAGGAGGAAGACGACACAGCCCUGCAUGUCGCAGCCCGGCACGGCCUGACAGAGCACGUCCAGCUGCUCCUGCGCCACGGGGCAGAGCUGGAGGCAGAGAACGAGGAGGGGCAGACGCCCCUGAACGCUGCCUGUGCUCAGCCCCACCAGCCCCAGGACAUGGACCGCUACUACCACGUCUGCCAGCUGCUGGUGGAGAGCGGCGCCAGCAUCAACGCUGCGGACAGGGACCACCAGCACCCGCUCCACCUGGCCUGCAAGAAUGCCAACGCUCAAGUAGCAGAGUUGCUGCUGGCCCGGGGUGCAAACGUCAACGUCAUGAACUACAGCGGCAACACAGCGCUGCACAACAUCCUGCAAGCGACCGCCUACAAGCUGGAGCACCGCCCGGAGCUGGUGGUGCAAGCCCUGCUCAACUACGGCUCCGUCCGCAUCUGGCCCGGCUCCCUGCUCAAGGUGCUGCGGUACUGCCAUGCCUGUCCCCGUGUCAUCGAGGCCCUGAUGAACAGCUACGACCACGUGCGCGUCUCCCAGGACUGGGUGAAAGCCGUUCCAGCGGAGGUUGUCCAGAAAUACCCACGCUUCUACCAGUCACUCUUCUCCCUGGAGCAGAGACCUCGCUCCCUGCAGCACCUGGCUCGCUGCGCACUCAGGACCUUCCUGGAGGGCCGGUUGCUGUUGGUCCUGUCUCAGCUGCACCUGCCCAGUGCCUUGCACCGGUUCCUGCUGCUCGGCUUCGAGGACGUUCUCUACUAA
Messenger RNA from Pterocles gutturalis (yellow-throated sandgrouse), 959 nucleotides. It is a transcript of the gene ASB10, whose product is annotated as ankyrin repeat and SOCS box containing 10. The annotation marks the transcript as partial. Gene Ontology annotation, biological process: negative regulation of delayed rectifier potassium channel activity; intracellular signal transduction; neuronal action potential. Gene Ontology annotation, molecular function: transmembrane transporter binding. Gene Ontology annotation, cellular component: axon initial segment; membrane; synapse. The record is from RefSeq and is a predicted model, not a curated record. Lineage: Eukaryota; Metazoa; Chordata; Aves; Pterocliformes; Pteroclidae. The transcript has 5 exons.